Messenger RNA from Umbelopsis ramanniana AG, 900 nucleotides. RefSeq lists its product as uncharacterized. Lineage: Eukaryota; Fungi; Mucoromycota; Umbelopsidomycetes; Umbelopsidales; Umbelopsidaceae. The coding region runs from base 46 to 810 and encodes 254 amino acids. The record is from RefSeq and is a predicted model, not a curated record. The transcript is spliced from 3 exons.
UUUCGACCUAGGCGGCGAUUUUGUCACCACGGAUCUUAUACAUUGAUGAAAUGCCUACUUGCAAUAUCGGCAUUUCUUGCCUUGGUAUCUGCUAAUACCGAGAAGAUAAUAUUUCACACCACCGAAAGUCCAUUGAGUACGAAUGAUCCCACCACCGUUACCCACAUAGACGCUUGGGCAGAACGUAACGGUUGGCCGAUAUUACGCGCCCCUUUCACCACUUUGGCGGACAGUAUACGACCACAAUCAUCUUUAGAUGAAGGGCCGAAUCCUAUCAAUCCCGAAAACCCUCAUUACGAAUUUCAGAGCGAGAUUCCGUUUCAACGAUGGUACAGAGUCCGAGGUCUCAUAGAAGGCGGAGGUUAUGAAGCCAGAAUAUCUUACCCAGCAACGUCUCCAACCGAUUUUUCGCUCGAACUAUUGAACCACACACAGCUGUAUAAUAUACUGAGCGAUCCUCUCAAGUACGGCAGCAGCAAUGCGGAUGGGUUUAAGGAUUUCAUCGACACUGACACUGAAACAAACAACAAUCCCGAUGAUUUGGAUAGCGAGAUUUGGAUGUUUCUUCUAGUGGAAGGUAAUUAUACAGGCAUUUCGAUUGUCGAAGGUGUAGAGUUUCGUCCGGUCAAAUAUAAUAUCGCACUAGAGCAAUUGCACAUGGGAUUCAUACCGAAUCAAGCCUACAAACUUGCCAUUUCUCUAUUGCUAGUGAUAGGACUUGGUAGUUUCGUCGUUGCGCCGAAGUUUUAUGCACACAUCGAGGAUGCCGCCAAUGAUCAUACUGCCCAAGUGCAUAAAAAACGCAGCUAGGGGACAACCUUAGUACAUUUAAUUGUAUAUACCAUAUAUUUAAAAAAGGGUCUGUAGGAAUAAAUAAGCCAAGCUCUUGGGUUACAUGAG